AAAAGAAAACGUGAAGACCAAAUUUUGAUAAAAUCUGAGAAGUUUGAACAUACGGUGUAUGAUAAAUUUAUGCAUAUUAAAGAAGAAAGCAAUACACAUAUGAAUGUUGAGAUAGUUGUGGAUGUUUUACAAAUAAUUAUCGAAUUAGGAAAAUAA
This is a messenger RNA of Racocetra persica, 156 nucleotides long. The record is from the annotation of a GenBank genome assembly. Lineage: Eukaryota; Fungi; Glomeromycota; Glomeromycetes; Diversisporales; Gigasporaceae.